Messenger RNA from Centropristis striata (black sea bass), 669 nucleotides. RefSeq names its product selenoprotein H (gene selenoh). The record is from RefSeq and is a predicted model, not a curated record. The transcript is spliced from 5 exons. Gene Ontology annotation, cellular component: Golgi apparatus. NCBI's taxonomy places the organism in Eukaryota, Metazoa, Chordata, Actinopteri, Perciformes, Serranidae.
GCGCGAAAUUCUUCUAACAGCGAUGGCGUCCAAAGCAGGUCGUCGAGGGACAAAGCGCAAAGCGGAAGCUCCGGAGGAGGAGACACCAUCCGUGGAGGAGAAGAAGGACAAAGGAGAGGGGGAGGACGGCCAAAGGGUGGUUAUUGAACACUGUAAGAGUUGACGAGUGUAUGGGCGUAAUGCUGAGGAGGUGAAAGCUGCCCUCCUGGCUGCAAGCCCUGAACUGACUGUGGUCCUCAACCCUGAGAAACCCCGCAGGAACAGCUUCGAAAUCACUCUGCUGGAUGGAGGAAAAGAAACCUCUCUGUGGACUGGAAUAAAGAAAGGUCCGCCUCGUAAGAUGAAGUUUCCUCAACCUGAUGUUGUCGUUGCUGCUCUGCAGGAGGCUCUGAAGGCUGAGUAAACGUCCAGUGAAGCCAGGAGUUCAGGAGAUCUGACCAUGGAGGCACAAUGAUGAGGAGUGACGAAUGGGAUAUUCUCAGUCUCUCCUUUGAUGAUCCAAGCUCCAGCAGCUCACAUAUCCUGGACACACGGUGACACCUAGUGGAGCAUCUCUGAGCCAACACAUUUCUCAUAUGCAUAGUCCUGCUGUGUCCGUCCCAUUCCUCAACAACUAAUUAAGCUUUUAUAUCUGUUUUUUGAUAAGAUUAAAAUGUUCCUUAUUUGAUA